AUGUCUUAUAGUGACAUUCAGAGCCUCGCCCAGCUUCUAGACAGAAACCACGGUUUUAAACGCCCUGACGGCCAAUCCGUUGGCUACAGUUUGCAGGAAACGGCGCCGACGGCCGUCGUGAACCAUGGCGACAGCGCCGCCGCUCCAAACCCAUCGAAUAUCCCCCUUCCCGCGACGGUAAUCGAUCAGCAGUUAUGCCUCCCAAUCCCUUCAGAAAGUCGGGAAGCAAAAAGAAUUCAGGCAAAACAGCAUCAAGCUCGAAGGCCUAAGGGUUACGCAAUCUGGACAGAUGACGAACUCAACGAAGUUCAUCAGUUCCGAAAGGAUACUACAACAAAACCUAGGGAUGGUGUUGAGGAACCCGAAUACACCAUUCUUCACCAAGAAAAGGUCACGGCGGAGGACUUGUAUUUGGGCAUGGAUUUCACCAGAACGGGUUCAUCCGGCCUGCUUGUGAAAGUUACGAUGCCGAAACAGGCCCGUAUUGCUGAUGUAGCUAUUGAAGUCGAUCCAUAUGAAUUUAGGCUUUCCUCUACAAAGUAUUUUCUUCGCGCCGCACUGCCACAGAAGGUGUUUGCGGGCAAGGCAUAUGUUAGGUGGAAUGUGGAAAACAAAACACUCGAAGCAUGUCUCUACGUGGACGAUUCCGAUAGGCUGGUUUGA
Molecule: messenger RNA, 663 nt
Organism: Trypanosoma brucei brucei TREU927
Lineage: Eukaryota; Euglenozoa; Kinetoplastea; Trypanosomatida; Trypanosomatidae
Exons: 1
Coding region: 1-663 (220 amino acids)
Biological process (GO): axonemal dynein complex assembly
Cellular component (GO): cytoplasm
Molecular function (GO): protein-folding chaperone binding; dynein intermediate chain binding
Source: RefSeq, a predicted model, not a curated record